AUGACGUUCGGGGGACACAAAACAACAUGUUUGACACUGACUCCCGUAGAACCAUCUGAGAUUUUCUUUAGCCCCACUACAGAAGAGUCUCUAUCUUCUGAAUUUACAGACACCUCCACCACUCCAAGCCUGCCUAGCAGUAAUAGCUCCAGUAAGACUUUGGAUUUAAAUGCCUGGCCUGAGAACUUCAUUGUUCCAUGGAACCAAAUGCCUGCUGGUAUCAAGACCGCCAUUGCACAGGGGAAACGUCCAUCUGCUAAAGACCGCAGGGAAAUGGUACGAAUCAUCAUAAAUGAAAUGAGGCUGACUGAAUUAAAUCCGUCAAAAUCUCAGUGCCUGACAGUGGCCAAGAUGAUUGUAAAGCAGCAUCCUGGAAGCUUUGCUGAUGUCAUGAGAGAUGGCACUGUAAUUGGAAGUGGCUAUGGAUCCCUCUUGAGUCAACUAAAAACACAAGUAGAACAUGUUAAUCGUGGAAGUGUUUUCUCAAGACGAAGGAUGCUGAAACGGGUUCCAAAUUCAGCUGCAGACAUGCCUAGAGGACCAGUUGACCAAUAUGGUUGCGUGAGAUGGCAGCCUGACUGUCCACAAGGAGAAACUGAAGAGAGCCUCAAAGAGAAGCAGAGUGAAAUGAAAGACCUCUACUGUGUUGAGGGUCCAGCUGGUGCAGACAGGGGAUAUUUGAGUAAGUUAAUGGAAACAACCUACUUCCUUCAAAGAAAAGCCAUCAAUGCCAGCCCACCUCCUUCAAUUGCUGAGCUGAAAAAUGAGUGGCCCUAUCUUUUCACACCAAAAGAGCUGUACAGCCAUUUCAAAUUACUCACAGACAUUGUUGUCCUGGAUAAGAUGGAGGAAGCUAUAGAAAAAAAGGGGAAGCUGAUCCUUCAGUUUUUCGAACAGAAGCCAGUAGGGAGUUAUGCAGAUGAGGUGAAGCGCAUCCUAGGGAUGUACAACCGAGAAGAAAAGUGCGAUCCAUGGCCAGUCAUAAUUCUCCUGCUUAUGGCACACUUUAAAGAAACAUCCGAGGGACUCUUUCUGCAGGCAGAUGUGUUGAUGAAGGCAACAGACGUUGAAAAAACACUUCAGCUUCCUGACUCUCCAAGCCUAAUUGUCUUAGGUGAAUUGCUCACAGCAAGUGUUUGGAUGCUGAGCAUCGAGGGUCAGGUGGUUGUGCCUCCACAUCCCAACUUCGUGGCUGGAAUGGCAGCUUUGUUUUCUAGCUACUACAACUUCAAUCUGGUGUACCAGGAGCAAGCAUCUUGCACACUGGAGUUCAUUCAAAGAUGCUUCAUUGGACUGAACCCCUCCAGUGGGACCAAGACAACAAAGGUGUUAAGCCAAAAAAGCGGGAAGGUACAAGAGAAAAAGAACAACUGCGUUAACCCUCACGUCUCCUCUCUACUCAAGCGGCUGAUAGAUUUUGAAUGGCUUCAAUUGUAAGUCUCAAGUGACUUCCUUACAAUAUAAAUGGCCAUUGUUCUAAUUGUUAAAACUAGUAUUUCAUCAUUAUUUUGUUGUUGAACA
This is a messenger RNA of Misgurnus anguillicaudatus (oriental weatherfish), 1521 nucleotides long. Lineage: Eukaryota; Metazoa; Chordata; Actinopteri; Cypriniformes; Cobitidae. The record is from RefSeq and is a predicted model, not a curated record.